CACCCCUCGCAAAAGAAGACCACUUCCUUUGAACAGACAAACCACUAACUGGCAUCCAUUUUUAAAAGCCGUUUGAAUUUUGGUUGUUGCACUGCGCACAAACUUUAGAAACCGCCAUUUCACAGGUCUAUUUAAACGUAUUCGUACGGAAUUUGUAAUCAAAAUGGGCAUUUUUCAUAGUAAAGUUGCCCCGAAGGAAAGCGCAAAGGAAUCAGCAACAGUCGACUUUCCGGAUCCUCGCUCCCCGACCGUUAACAUAAAUCGGAGUCCGAUUGGAGUUGAGAAUGCGUUGGAAAAGCCCAUCAUCACCAAAGUGCGCGACCUUACAUCCGACUUGACCGAGAUUUUGGACCAAGCUCAAACCCCAGAACGGGUCCAGCAAACGAUCGCGGCCGCUAAAUUGCAAUCGGUGUUCGAUCCUAGGUCACCGGGUUCUUUCGUUCGUACACCGAUGGUAUUGGACGAAACCGAUGCAUCCAAUAUCAGCCUUAGGGGAACAUCCCUCGAGUAUGAGGAAAUAAGCGGGACCGAAGAUCAAUCCUCUGAGUUGGGAGAACGGUCACUUUCUUUCCAAGAUUGUGAAGAUGCGAUCCAUUCGGAGACGGUAAUAAUUCAAACCCAUGAAGCCGAUAGUUUGUUUAGCGAUGGCAGUUUCAACACUGAGCUUAAGGGCGAAAUUGACAAUAUCAUUCAAAAUUUAUUCGAUGGCUCAUCGGGUCUCGCAGCAGGUAACAAAGAUCCUCGCUCCCCGUCGGUUAACAUUCAAAGAACUCCAAUUGUUUUCGAGGAUAAGCCCAACAAAAAGGAGGAUGAGGAGGAACACAAAAGCACCGAGGAACAAUCACAGCCAAGAGAAAUUGCUGGACUCAUAAUAAACUAUCAGAAAAACGACGACAAUCCUCUCAAGGCAAGCACACCGAUUUCGUCUACCGUGAUUCAUAUGGAUGAGAACCCCGCGUCCAUUGCCAAUACACCAAAAAGAGAACGAGCCACAAAAGGAGAUCAUCAGCUCAAGAGUCUCAGUCGAACUCCUUUGGGUUGCGUUACAAAUAUUAAAACUCCUGGAAGCACAAACAUGACCGGCCAACAUAAUAUGCGUAAGACUGCCUUGCUGACCCAAAUGAAACAAAACGCUCUGACUGUACCGAUCGCGGCUGAUAGUUUGGGUAGUGCCGAAGUCAUUGCUAAAGGUAGAAAAUCUGCCUCAGGUCCAGUACGAUCCAAGAUCCCGAUCAAGUCCAAAUGAUAAACCACCGUCUGUCGAACAUGUAUUUGGUAAGUUGCAUAUUUCUGUAGUAUAAUUCUUUGUGACCUUACUCUGGUCUUCACACAUUUCCACUGUUAAUAACAGAGACGCUAAUUUAGAAAUGAAACUGAAAAAUAAUUUCUAGCUUUUAAAACCCAUGUUUAGUUAAGUCUCAAUAGAAACAUUUCUGUUCAUUUA
This is a messenger RNA of Uranotaenia lowii, 1444 nucleotides long. RefSeq lists its product as uncharacterized. Bases 164 to 1246 code for a protein of 360 amino acids. Lineage: Eukaryota; Metazoa; Arthropoda; Insecta; Diptera; Culicidae. The transcript is spliced from 3 exons. The record is from RefSeq and is a predicted model, not a curated record.